Messenger RNA from Chaetomium fimeti, 1215 nucleotides. RefSeq names its product cyclin-domain-containing protein. The coding region runs from base 1 to 1215 and encodes 404 amino acids. NCBI's taxonomy places the organism in Eukaryota, Fungi, Ascomycota, Sordariomycetes, Sordariales, Chaetomiaceae. The transcript has 2 exons. Gene Ontology annotation, biological process: regulation of cyclin-dependent protein serine/threonine kinase activity. Gene Ontology annotation, molecular function: cyclin-dependent protein serine/threonine kinase regulator activity; protein kinase binding. Gene Ontology annotation, cellular component: nucleus; cyclin-dependent protein kinase holoenzyme complex. The record is from RefSeq and is a predicted model, not a curated record.
AUGUUGGCACGGUCUCCCGUUCCCACAACAAACCCGGCCAAUGCAUCGCCUCAGAGCAGCUUCCACAGCUUCCGCUAUGCCCCUGCGCCCUCGCCGCGAUACUCUUCUCCCCGGGUUCCGGCCGUCGCCAAAUCUCGCCGGUCGUCGUCCAACUCUCCCGCGCCCGCAAUAGUACCGUUCCCCGUCCCGCAGCCGAAGCGAUAUGUAGCCGUCGAUGCUGCGACUCAGUACUCGCCCAUGGAGCCUAUGGACUACGCCACCGGCGCAUUGCUCCCGCGAGUACCACCCACCACAACCGACCGCCAUUCAUCCAAGGCGCAGAAAACAAUGGCCGCCUCCGAUGAGCGGCCCGCCGUCGCCGUGCAGCCACCGGCGAGGCCCGCUAAACCAGUGCCCGCCGGCCCGAAGCAGCGCAUCGAAGCCCCGACUCUCCCGACCUCUCCGUCCAAGCGGAGGAACUCGCAAGGGCCCGGGAGCAUAAGCGCUUUAGCAACCGAUCCGUUACAAAACCCCUCAAUACUCGCCAAGCGGGUGAAGCCCGACACGGCGCCCCCCAAAAUCCUGCCAUUACGAUAUGAGCUCUGCGCGGUCGAGGAUGUGGUAGUCCUCAUUGCGCACAUGCUCGGCGAACUUAUCGAGACGAACGAUUCGCUCGCCCUAAAAUCGGGCCAUUUGACUAGAUUUCAUUCCCGAACGGCCCCGGGAAUAUCAGUACCAGACUACCUUCACCGCCUUGCGAAGCACGCGACCCUCACACCGCCCCUCCUACUCUCGAUGGUCUACUACAUCGACCGCUUGUGCGCACUAUACCCCGAUUUUACUAUCAACACGCUUACCGUCCACCGAUUUCUCAUUACUGCUGCCACGGUCGCGGCGAAGGGCCUGUCGGACGCCUUCUGGAACAACUCGACAUAUGCCCGAGUUGGGGGAGUCAAGGUCGCCGAACUGAAAAUGCUGGAGCUCGAGUUCCUGCACCGGGUCGACUGGAAGAUCGUGCCCAACCCGGAAGUCCUAGUCGCGUAUUACGCGGGACUUGUCGAGCGAUGCCCGGGCUACUCCCUCGAGGGACCGGAAAACAGUGACAGCGACGCUAUAGACGAUAGCGACGAAUUAGACGACGAUGAUAUUGCCGAGGAAGGGCAAGCGGUGUCUUCAAGGAAUGGGAUACCGGGGACAGCACAUACCCGCAGAGGGCCAUCCCUUGGCAGUGCAUAA